AUGCCAAGCGAGAAGCAGGUGGACGACAGUGACGAGGCCAAUGCCAAGGAGCCCGUGACAUCAGCCAAAAAAGAAGAGGAAGAAUCCCAAGACAACGAGAAGGAGGAGGGGGCUGAGGAUGGGAGCCUAGAUGCGAGGGAGGAAGACAAGCCAGAAGAGGCAAAAAACAAGGACCAGGUGAAAAAGGAGGAGGAUGGGAGCCAAGAUGUGAAGGAAGAGGACAAGCCAGCCCCCCAGGACACCAGAGUUCCGAAAGGAAAGCAAGCAAAAGAGGCAAAGGAAGCCAAGAGGGAGGAGACCAAGGAAGAUCAGGAAGAGUACGAGGAAGAAGGAGUGCCUUAUGAAGACCUUCACAACGUCCUAGGAAGGAAGGCGCCUUUAGAGCAGCGCCACGCCAUCUGUGCCACGAUCAGUACGGCCGUGGCCCUCUUCUCUGGCUUCUUCAACAUCUUGCAGCUCACGGCCAUUGACGACUUCGACCUUCCAGGUCGCGAAAACAACUUCACUCUCAACUUGUCCCGGCCGAUAGAGUGGAUUGCAACGUGCCCCAUCAUGCAGCUGAAGCUGGUGGUCCUUGCAGGUUCACGUGUGCCGAGCUAUCGCCGGUUCAUGAUGCCCUUGAUCUCGGUGGCCGUGCUUCUUUGUGGAACGGCCUCGAUGUUCACAGGAGAUGCUCUCCGCUUUGCCUGGUAUGGCUUCGGGCUCUCCCUGGCAUGUAUCAUGUUCUACCACAACGCCUUGCAGAUCAAGGAGAACAGCGAGGGUGAAGAGUCUCUUUUCAGUGGAGACUCGGACUUCCGCAAACUCUCCAUCACCCUGAUCGUCACCUGGUUCCCUUUCCCGCUGUGGUUCAGCUUGAGUGUGGAGGGCUUCGGACUCAUCACGGAUGGCUUCAUCAUUGAGACCCUGGUCCGCAAAUCCUGGGCCUAUUUGGGAGAUUCGGUGGCCACUACCUCGCCGGAAUCGGCUGCAGAAUUCGAGCACACUGGCACCACCUAUGUGAGCAGCUUGGAGCAUACGGGCGACGGACGCACCUUGAAGAAAGCCAAUUCCUACCUUUCUCAGUGCACGACGCUCAGUGCCGGCUUGAGCCACUUGAGCCACGAGGGUGUCAGCGUGGUGUCGGAGUCGCAUCCAUCAGUUCCUGACCUCAAUGCCAUCAAGCCCGAUGUUGAGAACGCUGUUGGGGUGGAGCCCUGUGGCGAAGUGAUCAGUAUCUGGACGUUUCGCACCAUCGGGAUUGUCAUAAAUGGCUUCAUGCUGGCCUUCCUGAGCGCCACAUGCACCGGGGUUACAUACGGUUUCUUCCUUGGCUAUAUGGGACUGGACUCCUACGUGAUGUCCUCCAUUACAGCACUUAUGAAGCUUCCAGACGUGUUGCUUCUCCCAUAUGGCGUGAUAUCCGACUGUUUCCCCAUCUGUGGCAAGAACAGGAAAUCCUGGCUGCUGGUCGCAUGGACCGUCGUGGCAGCUGCCCUCCUCGCUAUGAGUCUGAAGCCGCAACCUCCCCCAAUGUACUGCCAAUACGAGAACGGCGAGUACAACUGGGACGUGCCUCCAUGCAACCCUCAGAUUCAGGACGAGAAGAAUUGGUACAUCUUCCCAAUGUUCAUCCUGACGGCAGGUCUUCAGCUGGGCAGUGUGAAUGGUCAGGCCCUACUUCUGGAGUAUUCCCAGCGUGAGCCAAUUGAGCGCCGCGGGCAUAUCAAGGCCAACAUGGCCAUGGUUUGCACGGCCGGUGGCUUGGUUUCCUCUUUGGUCAUUGGCAUCUGCAUGAACAGCAAGGCCUACUUGGGCACCUUCGACUGGGGCUUGUCCUUCAGUGGCUUGAUGACGGUUUGCUUGGUCUUAGUCAUCUGCAUGGUGCCAGUGACCGUAUGUUGCGUCUACGAGCCACCGAGAUCUUCGCAACGCCUUUCGAGCCGCGCCCACAUCAAGGGCUCUUGGGGCCUCGUCCAGAAGAAAGCUCUCUCGAGCCUUCUGUUCUUCGCCUUCUUCGUCCAGUUUCUGGUCUCCCUGACGACGACAGCAGGGCCGAUGGUCCGGAGCCAGUGGGCGCAUGUCAAAGUUCUCCAGCAGCAGAUGUUCGGCAUGCUGGGCAUGGGCGUCAUGAUGGCGGCCACCUAUGUCUACAAGACAUCCUUUCUCCAGAUGAGCUGGAGAAAGACCAUCCUCAUCGCUAUCGUCUCGGUGAAUGUGCUCGAUGCAAUCCCGCAAUUUCUGGCUGCUUUCGAUGUGGUGCGGAAUCAAUACUUCUACCUUGGCGAAGACGUUGUCAGCUCCAUUCCGAACGCCAUGUUGCAAUUGGUGUCUAACCUGAUGAUCAUCGAGCUCACCGAGCAUGGCCGCGAAGGUCUUUGCUAUGGCCUGAUUGGCACGCUGCAGCAAUCCGCUUUGCCCUUCGCCACCGUCAUCAGCAACCAGGUCUAUGGGCUCUUCGACCCGAAGCUUUCCAGCCUGGAGAACUACAUCUUGGACACCCCCGAGUUCCGAUCGACGGUGGCAUGGUCUUACGUGCUUACCUACAGCACUUCCUUCCUUGCCUUGGCUCUGCUGCCGAUGAUUCCAUGGCAGAAGGCCGAGGCCCACAGGCGGAAGCGGGAGUGGAGCUCCAACUCUGCCAUGGGGGUCUUCGUUCUUCUGAUCCCGGCGGUGUGUUUAGUCUAUGGAGUCAUUGUCUUGAUGCUCACCAGCCAGCCUGAGACAGCUUGCCUGAAGUGGGUGGGUGGGAUGGGCUGGGUAGUGCUGAAUAUCAUCUCAAAGUUCCUCUUCAUCAUCUGGCUGCAGCGGAUGAAGAUGGUGCACCAGAGGAAGAUCGAGGCGGCUCGUGAGCUUUACGGUUUGUCCCCGUCAGAGGACAUCAACGAGGAAGAGCUCAAGGUGAAAGCUUUGAAGACGAGCAGCGUAAACAACAUCUCCGGCGUGAACGCCGAUGCCUACGGCCUGGGUCAAGGAGAGGAGGCUGACAGUGAGACGAAGCUGGUAGAGCUCGUUGCUGAGACCAUGGUGACGCUGGGGUUGAGCACGCACACGGAUCGCCUGCUCAGGCUUAUGGUCGAGAAUGGUGUCACCAACACUGCCGUCCUAGAGCGCCUCAACGCCGAACGGUGCAUGGAACUGAACCUGCCCUACGCACUCGUCGAAGCCACCCAGAAGCGCUGGAUCGCUGAGAAGAUGAACAUGGGCCAGGACCAGGGCGGUUCCAUUGAGAAGGAGGAUCCUUUCAAGAAGCUCCUUGAGGCCAACAAGGAGCGCAUGACAGGCAAGAACCUUCUGAACGCACUGCCUGGCGGCAUGAACAGCCCACGGGCAAGUAUUGGUGGCAUGGGUGGCCUGAAUGUGGAUUUUGGCAGCAUGGAGGAUCAGAUGCUUGCGACGAUGAAUCGGGCCCUGAUGCCUCUGCAGGACCUGGUUCUGUCUCGCUUGCAGGCCAUGGAGGACAACCUGCAACGGCAGCUGGAGACCACACAGGAAGCGAUCUCCCAGCGCAUGGAUUUCUCGCAGGUUGCACUUUUGCAGACCGUGAAUGCCUGCCAAGUGUUGCUCCACAAGCUGGACUCAUCACAGGAGACGGUGAUGCAGAAGAUGGACACCCAGAAAACCACGGUAGACCAGAUGGUCAGCUCGUACGCUGGCCUGGUCAAAAACAUCGACGGCGCCAGCGACAGCACCAAACAGGCAUUGUUGGACACCGUGAACACCUCAUCCUCCGCCUUACUGCAGAAGCUGGAU
Symbiodinium sp. CCMP2592 is the source of this 3732-nucleotide messenger RNA. The record is from the annotation of a GenBank genome assembly. Lineage: Eukaryota; Dinophyceae; Suessiales; Symbiodiniaceae.